AUGAAGUAUUUAUUCAUUUGCAGUGUUUGCCUGGCGGGUAUCCUGCUGCACCUCCUGCCAGCCUCUCAGAGUGCUUCGUAUGAAAUCAUUGCCGAUGAGAGAACCUUGAAUCUCGUCUGUGACGAUCAGGAUAAUCAUGGCAAUACCCCACUCCGGCAGAUCAUCGACAUCAGUGGCCUGCACUUCGAUGUGGCCGAGGACAUGGAGACCAUCUACUACAACGGGGACAUCAAGAUGAUGGGCAGUCUGGUGCGAGGUGCGCCGAUCACCUUGGAAGCGGAUGUGUAUCGCUGGGAGCGCAGUCAGUGGCUGCCCACAGGAGUCUCCGUAAAGCGGGACAACUUCUGCGAGGCCAUCAAGAAUCCAAUGGAAAUUUGGCAUCCGAUCUUUGUGAAAUUUGGCAUUAAUGUUAGCAAGUGUCCUCCGAAAAAAGGGAGUGUGUUUACCUUCAGGAAUGUGAGCAACCAUGUUUUCGUUAGAAACAUGCCCUUCGCCGAUAUCGCCGGUGACCUCAAGGCUGUGGUUCAUUUGGGCAACGGUGGCAAAAAUACCUGUAUGGUGGUUUACCUCAAGGUCUACACCCAUUGAGGCUUCCGUCUGGCGGAUAUGGAGGUGGAUUGUGGCUUUGGGAGAUGGGGUGUACCCUGAUGGAAUACGUUUCUCUGUUUGUAUAGUUUACUAGGCACUAACUCUGCUCGACUUUUUAUGGCCAGAUUUUGUCAUGUUUGCUUAGCUUCAAUGGCGCGUCCCCUGUUUAUGGUUAAAUAACUAAAUGAUUUGCAAAUAAAAGCGAAAAAUGAGACAAUUAUUUCAUAUUCAUGCACUCGA
Drosophila ananassae is the source of this 828-nucleotide messenger RNA. RefSeq lists its product as uncharacterized. NCBI's taxonomy places the organism in Eukaryota, Metazoa, Arthropoda, Insecta, Diptera, Drosophilidae. The record is from RefSeq and is a predicted model, not a curated record. The transcript is spliced from 3 exons. The coding region runs from base 1 to 588 and encodes 195 amino acids.